Phytophthora nicotianae INRA-310 is the source of this 1165-nucleotide messenger RNA. RefSeq lists its product as hypothetical. The transcript has 2 exons. Bases 160 to 909 code for a protein of 249 amino acids. Gene Ontology annotation, molecular function: phosphatase activity. The record is from RefSeq and is a predicted model, not a curated record. NCBI's taxonomy places the organism in Eukaryota, Oomycota, Peronosporomycetes, Peronosporales, Peronosporaceae.
UCCUUCUCUAACCGCCGUUCAUCCUCGAGCCUGAUGCAUUAAACGUCCUCGAUUGGCGUCUUGUCGGCAUGGAGUUAUUCAGACUUUUACUUCGUGCUGAACACGCCUCCUAAGCGGGGUCUCUGUAUCUCUACUCGCGCUUAUUAGUCCGUCGUCACUAUGGCUCCGCACCGCCAGCACCCGGCUCAGUUCCAACUGCAGCUCGACCACGUUAACGGCAGCGAGAACAAGCCACGCACCAUUGCGCAACAACUGCCGCCCCUGUCGGACGGAUGCUCUCGACUUUAUCUAUGCCGACACGGCCAGACAGACUACAACAUGCAGCGCAAGCUUCAAGGUCGCGGCGUCAAUAUGCCCCUGAACGCUGAGGGAGUGGAGCAGGCAAAAUACCUGGCUAAAGCCAUGAAGGACGUGCCUCUGAGCGCCAUUUACAGCAGCUCCUUGAAGCGUGCAUUCCAGACAGCAGACACGGUAGCACAGCUCCACCCGAAGAUUGAGGUGCAGCCGUUCCAAGAGGUAGAGGAGAUGAACUUCGGCAAGCUCGAAGGCCACCCGAUGGAGGUGCACGAAGAAGAGAUCCACACUAUGUUCAAGCGGUGGAAACAGGGCGAAUACAACGCUUCUUGGCCUGGUGGUGAGAGUCCGAUGGAUGUGGUGCACCGUGGCGUCAAGAAGAUCACUGAAGUUGUAAGCAACACGCCGCCCAAAGAGCAGGUUCUCAUGGUCACGCACGGUCGCUUCAAUAAGAUUGUGCUGGCUCAGAUGCUGCAUGGCGAGCUGACGCACAUGACGGAGAUUGAUCAGAACAACACAUGUGUCAACGUCAUCGACUUCGACCACGCCACACAGACAUACCACGCGAUGGCGCUCAACAACAUCAACCACUUACCCGGCCCACCGUCGGUGUAAAUUGCGAGCUAGUGUUGUAGAUAAAGAACCCCACGAGGACCGAGGCGUGGUUGUAUUAUAAAGUAUCCACCGAUAUGAACAGAGAACCCUUUUACUACGUUGUGUUGAAGUUACAACUAUAGUACUAAGCACUUGAUAGCAAUUCUAUCGACUGCAUGAAGUAGGAACAGACGAUACUUUUAGUGGCUUUAUGAGCAUUCGUUUCCAGCAGUUCGCGUUCUUAUCGGCCUUUGUGGCUUUGAGACUGCAGUACCAG